Carlito syrichta (Philippine tarsier) is the source of this 4289-nucleotide messenger RNA. It is a transcript of the gene FURIN, whose product is annotated as furin, paired basic amino acid cleaving enzyme. Gene Ontology annotation, cellular component: trans-Golgi network; Golgi membrane. The transcript is spliced from 16 exons. Gene Ontology annotation, molecular function: serine-type endopeptidase activity. The record is from RefSeq and is a predicted model, not a curated record. Bases 336 to 2720 code for a protein of 794 amino acids. Gene Ontology annotation, biological process: peptide hormone processing. Lineage: Eukaryota; Metazoa; Chordata; Mammalia; Primates; Tarsiidae.
AGGCGCGAUUUGGGUGCUCCAGAGUGUGUUGGGAGGUUCUGGAGCUGGAGAAAAGGGUUUUGCCAAAGAGCCCAGUCGGUCAGAGCACCCAGGGUUCUCUCUGGCCACAGCCUGGAGCUGAGUCCCAUGUGAACAGAGAAAUACAGCAAGCCUUUGGGGCAAACUGGGACUCAGAGGAGCUGGCAACCCUCGCCCUCCCGAGCCCUGCCCGUCUCGGCCCCAUGCCCCCGCCAAUCAGUCCCCGGCCACAGGCAGUGAGCAGGCAAGUGGGAGCCGAGGCCCUGUGACCAGGCCAAGGAGACGGGAGCUCUGGGGUCCCAGCUGCCUGCCCCCCCAUGGAGCUGAGGCCCUGGUUGCUAUGGGUGGUAGCAGCAGCAGGAGCCUUGGUCCUGCUGGCCGCUGAUGCCCGGAGCCAGAAGGUCUUCACCAACACGUGGGCCGUGCGCAUCCCUGGGGGCCCAGCAGUGGCUGACAGUGUGGCACAAAAGCAUGGGUUCCUCAACCUGGGCCAGAUCUUUGGUGACUAUUACCACUUCUGGCAUCGGGGAGUGACGAAGCGGUCCCUGUCGCCUCACCACCCGCGGCACAGCCGGCUGCAGAGGGAGCCUCAAGUACAGUGGUUGGAGCAGCAGGUGGCAAAGCGGCGGACCAAGCGGGACGUGUACCAGGAGCCCACAGACCCCAAGUUUCCCCAGCAGUGGUACCUGUCUGGCGUCACACAGCGGGACCUGAAUGUGAAGGAGGCCUGGGCUCAGGGCUACACGGGGAACGGCAUUGUAGUGUCCAUUCUGGAUGACGGCAUUGAGAAGAACCACCCGGACUUGGCAGGCAAUUAUGAUCCUGGGGCCAGCUUCGAUGUCAACGACCAGGACCCUGACCCCCAGCCUCGCUACACGCAGAUGAAUGACAACAGGCAUGGCACACGGUGUGCGGGCGAAGUGGCCGCUGUAGCCAACAACGGUGUCUGUGGUGUAGGUGUGGCCUACAAUGCCCGCAUUGGAGGGGUGCGCAUGCUGGACGGCGAGGUGACAGACGCGGUGGAGGCACGCUCACUGGGCCUGAACCCCAACCACAUCCACAUCUACAGUGCCAGCUGGGGCCCUGAGGAUGACGGCAAGACUGUGGACGGGCCAGCUCGCCUUGCCGAGGAGGCUUUCUUUCGAGGAGUUAGCCAGGGCCGAGGGGGGCUGGGCUCCAUCUUUGUCUGGGCCUCGGGGAACGGGGGCCGGGAACAUGACAGCUGCAACUGCGACGGCUACACCAACAGUAUCUACACGCUGUCCAUCAGCAGCGCCACACAGUUCGGCAACGUGCCCUGGUACAGCGAGGCCUGCUCGUCCACACUGGCCACGACCUACAGCAGUGGCAACCAGAACGAGAAGCAGAUUGUGACCACUGACUUGCGGCAGAAGUGCACGGAGUCUCACACGGGUACCUCCGCCUCUGCCCCCUUGGCAGCUGGCAUCAUCGCUCUCACUCUGGAGGCCAAUAAGAACCUCACCUGGCGGGACAUGCAGCACCUGGUGGUACAGACUUCAAAGCCUGCCCACCUCAAUGCUAACGACUGGGCUACCAACGGUGUGGGCCGGAAAGUGAGCCACUCGUAUGGCUAUGGUCUUUUGGACGCAGGGGCCAUGGUGGCCCUGGCCCAGAACUGGACAACGGUGGCCCCCCAGCGGAAGUGCAUCAUUGACAUCCUCACAGAGCCCAAGGACAUUGGGAAACGGCUGGAGGUGCGGAAGACCGUGACUGCGUGCCUGGGCGAACCCAACCACAUCACCCGGCUGGAGCAUGCCCAAGCUCGGCUCACCCUGUCCUACAAUCGCCGUGGCGACCUGGCCAUCCACCUGGUCAGCCCUAUGGGCACCCGCUCCACCCUGCUGGCUGCCAGGCCACAUGACUACUCUGCAGAUGGGUUUAACGACUGGGCCUUCAUGACCACCCAUUCCUGGGAUGAGGAUCCCUCUGGCGAGUGGGUCUUGGAGAUUGAAAACACCAGUGAAGCCAACAACUAUGGGACGCUGACCAAGUUCACCCUUGUACUCUAUGGCACGGCCCCUGAGGGGCUGCCUGCACCCCCUGAGAGCAGUGGCUGCAAGACCCUCACAUCCAGCCAGGCCUGUGUGGUGUGCGAGGAAGGCUUCUCCCUGCACCAGAAGAGCUGCGUUCAGCACUGCCCACCAGGCUUCGCUCCCCAUGUCCUCGACACACACUACAGCACCGAGAAUGACCUGGAGACCAUCCGGGCCAGCGUCUGCGCCCCCUGCCAUGCCUCGUGUGCCACAUGCCAGGGGCCAGCCCCCACAGACUGCCUCAGCUGCCCCAGCCACGCCUCCCUGGACCCGGUGGAACAGACCUGUUCCCGGCAGAGCCAGAGCAGCCGCGAGUCCCCGCCACAGCAGCAGCCGGCCCGGCCACCCCCGGAAAUGGAGACAGAGCCGCGGCUGCGAGCGGGGCUGCUGCCCUCACACCUGCCCGAGGUGGUGGCUGGCCUCAGCUGCGCCUUCAUCGUGCUGGUCUUUGUCACUGUCUUCCUGGUCCUGCAGCUACGCUCGGGCUUCAGCUUCCGGGGGGUGAAGGUGUACACCAUGGACCGUGGCCUCAUCUCCUACAAGGGGCUGCCCCCCGAAGCCUGGCAGGAGGAAUGCCCGUCUGACUCAGAAGAGGAUGAGGGCCGGGGCGAGAGGACCGCCUUUAUCAAAGACCAGAGCGCCCUCUGACGAGCCCACUGCCCGCCCCUCACGCCGAUCCCCUCCUUGGGCACUUUUUAAUUCACCAAAGUAUUUUUUUAUCUUGGGACUGGGUUUGGACCCCAGCUGGGAGGCAAGAGGGGCAGAGACUGCUUCCCAUCCUACCCUGGGGCCCCCCUGGCUGCCCGGGGUGAGGGCCCAGGACCUGCUGGGGGUGGGAGGGGCCUACUCCCGGCCCGGCUCCAUGUGGAGAAAGGAGUGAAACCUUUAGGGCAGCUUUCCAAACCCCAGCCCCAGCCCGAGUUUGCCUGCGGAGUGAAGAGGGGCAGUCCUUCCUUUCUGGGAUUCCUGACCCAGUCUGCAGCUCUUGCCCCUUCCCUGUCCCUCUAAAGCAAUAAUGGUCCCAUCGAGGCAGCAGGGAGGCUGGUCUAGGCGGUAUCUGAAGGAGAAGGCCACCUCUCCAAGGGCUUUUGCAUCCCCGACCCUGUCCCCCGCCUCUGGUGAGCCUUGGCGGAAGCGGCCAUCAUAGGAAGGGACCAUGGCAAGGCAGGUGCUUCCAGGUGUGCGCGUGUCCCCUCGCCUGCCUCUGCACUCCGUGCCUCCACCAUAGCUGCUGCCAGGCUGACUCGGCUGGCACGGCCAAGGCUGAAGCUCCGGCUGAGCCCCAUGCUGGUGUUCUGACCUCCCUCCCGUCCCCUGCGCCCUCCCCUCCCGCCAGGGCCCAAGUCCCUGUUUUCUGAGCCCGGGGCUGCCUGGGCUGUUGGCACUCACAGUCCCGGAGCCCCUGGGUGGGUGGUGGGGAGGGACGGUGGCCCAGCCGGCCCCUCCCGCCUCCUACCCGAUGCUGCUUUCCCCUGUGGGGAUCUCAGGGGCUGUUUGAGGAUAUAUUUUCACUUUGUGAUUAUUUCACUUUAGAUGCUGAUGAAUUUUUUUUUUUUUUUUGUAUUUUUAACGGGGGUAGCAGCUGGACCACCCACCUUCUCACACCCACCGUCCACCCUGCUCCUCCCUGACUGCCCUGGCCCUGAGGUGUGAGGGCUGCAGCAUGUUGCUGAGGAGUGAGGGGCAGCUGAGCCCCAAGUCCUGAAGAGGUGGGCUCAAGGAAAGGGGGGUCGUGGUGGGAGGGGCAGGCUGACAUCCAUGUUUCCAGUGGGGCUCCCUGUGCCAAGGGCUCAUGGGUCACUGGCUCUCCAAGUGCCAGGGGUGGGCGGGUGGUGGCCCCGAGCCCCCUCCAACACUGUGCCCUGGUGGAGAACGCACUGACCUGUCAUGCCCCCCAAGCCCGCUCUUCUGACGUGCCUUUUGCACCCCUCCCAUUAGGACAAUCAGUCCCCUCCCAUCCGGGAGCCCCCUUUUCUUUCUCUCUCCUCCCCAUUCCUGGUACCCAGCCACCUGCCCGGGGUGCCUCCCCCUCCCAUCCCUUCCCUGCGCCCCCACCCUUGUGGCCAGCCCAGCUGGUUUUGUAAGAUACUGGGUUGGUGCACAGUGAUUUUUUUUUCUUGUAAUUUAAACAGACCCAGCAUUGUUGGUUCUAUUUAAUGGACACAAGAUAAUGUUAGAGGUUUUAAAGUGAUUAAACGUGCAGACUAUGCAAACCAG